UCGCUCUCUAUUCCCAGAUUUUUUUAACAAAGCAAAAACCAAAAGAGAAAGAAAGCAAGGAACUCAUGGGGAAUUGUAUAAGGCACGAUAAAUCGUCGUCGGUGAAUUGGGGAGGUGAGGAGUGGGGGUCUCUGGCAAAUGAUGAUCGAGAUCACAAGCAUAUGCGGAAGAUGAAGAAGAUAGAAGAAGAAGAAGAAGGAGAAGAGGGGCUUCUUGGAGGUGAAGAUGGUAAAUUUGGUUCUUACGAUUCUGCGGAGACGAAAGUUCCACCACCAGCAGGAGCUACAGAAGUGAAGAUAAAGAUGACUAAGAAGCAGCUGGAGGAGUUGAUGGGUACGGUGGAGCUGAAGCAAAUGACUGUGCAGCAGGUUUUGGCACAGUUGAUCAUGAGCGUCAGUAGUAAUGAUAGUGAUCCAUACGAGACUGAUCAUCAACGGCCGUGGAGGCCUGUCCUUCAGAGCAUUCCCGAGGUCAAUUGAUGAUGAUCAUCAUGAGGAAUCGACCUUGAUCCAUUUGCCUGUAGUUUUUGUACAGGUUGUUAAUACUGUAAAAAGUUUGUUCAGUUUUGUAAUAGAGUUCAGAAAAUAGUUAUACAAUUUUUGCUCGAUUAAUUCUCGCAUCGAUC
This is a messenger RNA of Rosa chinensis, 625 nucleotides long. RefSeq lists its product as uncharacterized. The record is from RefSeq and is a predicted model, not a curated record. NCBI's taxonomy places the organism in Eukaryota, Viridiplantae, Streptophyta, Magnoliopsida, Rosales, Rosaceae. Bases 66 to 479 code for a protein of 137 amino acids. The transcript has a single exon.